Molecule: messenger RNA, 2737 nt
Organism: Ceutorhynchus assimilis (cabbage seed weevil)
Lineage: Eukaryota; Metazoa; Arthropoda; Insecta; Coleoptera; Curculionidae
Source: the annotation of a GenBank genome assembly
AUAAAAAACAAGGUUAGGGUUGGACUGUAAUUAGUGUGAUGGUGUGAUUAGAUUCUUGAUUCUUCAUUGAUUCAAUGACGACAAUUGAUGACACACCAAAAGGUGUAUGUAUUUUGUAGUAGUUGAAAUAAAAUAAAAUUAUAUUUAGGGCGUUCAUAAAAGUUUCCACGAAUUAUAGUGAAAUUUAAACAUAAAUAAUGCAGUUCAUGCUGUUGUUUAGUCGUCAAGGAAAACUACGUUUACAAAAAUGGUACGUUGCACAUCCAGACAAAUUGAAAAAGAAGAUUACCAGAGAACUUAUCACUACUAUACUGGCUAGGAAACCUAAAAUGUGUAGUUUCCUUGAGUGGAGAGACCUUAAAAUAGUGUACAAACGAUAUGCUAGUUUGUAUUUCUGCUGUGCAAUAGAACAAGAUGACAACGAACUUCUUACUUUGGAGGUCAUCCAUAGAUAUGUGGAACUCCUGGACAAAUACUUUGGUAGUGUUUGUGAGCUUGACAUUAUCUUUAACUUCGAGAAAGCUUACUUUAUAUUAGACGAACUGAUGUUGGGAGGUGAAAUACAAGAAACUAGCAAAAAGAACGUUCUCAAAGCGAUUGCUGCACAAGAUCUUCUGCAAGAAGAAGAAACGCCUCAAGGUUUCUUUGAUGAUCACGGACUUGGCUAGGAUAAAAAUAAUGAUGGUAGUGAAGUGAUGCCCCAGUAGCAGUAUUGUAUUGAGAAAAUCUGUAGAACUAUCAGUUGUUUCAUCCAGUGGGACCUAGAUACAUUUUAACUAAAUUUCUUUGUAGGUAAAUGAUCUAAUAUAAAUAUAAUUAUUACUAGGUACCAUGGAUAAUUGGCAUAUAAAAUUUACAACAACAAUUUACUUUACAUUUAAAAUGUAUUUCCUUUAAUCAAAAUGUGAAAAAGGGUUUCUGUUUCUAAUAUAAGACACCUGAUGUGAUUUACAAUCUAGCUUAAAAAUAGAAAAACAUUAAAUUCACGAUCCAUUUAGAGCGAGUUCUAACGUUUUUUUAGCAUUCAACUUAGUUCAAGAUUUUAUUUUAUUUUAAAGUCCUUAAGGGCCCCAUACACUACGAUGAAACACGACGGUUUUCAUCGCCACGAUGAAACAUGUCGUUCUAAAACCGAAGUGUGUAAUAGAAAAACACGGCGGUUUUCUACAGGACCCCACAGGCAUGAUGAAACACAACGGUUUUCAUCACCAUGAUGAAACAUGUCGGUUUUCAUCACCAUGAUGAAACACGUCGUUCCAAAACCGAAGUGUGUAAUAGAAAAACACGGCGGUUUUCUACAGGGCCCCACAGACUACGAUGAAACACGACGGUUUUCAUCGCCACCAUGAAAAAUGUCGUUCCAAAACCGAAGUGUGUGGUAGAAAACCGUUCGUAUGUACGAAAUGUUGAACCGUCAUGCCAAAAAUCAAGCUCAGACUGAAUUUUAAACCAACGAUGAAACAUGACGGUUUUCUACCACACACUUCGGUUUUGGAACGACGUGUUUCAUCGUGGCGAUGAAAACCGUCGUGUUUUAUCGUAGUCUGUGGGGCCCUGUAGAAAACCGUCGUGUUUUUUUAUUACACACUUCGGUUUUAGAAUGACGUGUUUCAUCGUGGCGAUGAAAACCGUCGUGUUUUAUCGUAGUGUAUGGGGCCCUUUACAGAGAAAUUUAAUUCGAUGUCAUUUUUUUUUAAGUCAAGAUGCAACCUCCCCUAAAUAUUUAUUUGUAAAUACCCACCAUUGGCUUCUGUCCUGAGAGAAUAAUAAUAAUUGUUCUUUAUAAAUCAACCUCAAAAGUUUGCGCUAGUAACUUAAUUUAACCACAAAUACAUUUCUACAAAAAUGUGAUUUGUUUUUUCACCAAAACAAAAAUGACAUGUCCAUAUUUGAAAUUAUGGGAAAAUAGAACUAGAAUAGAAGAUUUCCCUCAGCUCAACUAACAAUAAGUAAAGUUUUGAAUUAUUGUGUCGCCUGUUUAUACUUUGCUCAUUGAUUUUACUGUAUGAAUCGUAUUGUCAAAUAUUUAUUUGGGGAUAAUUAGAAACUUAUGUUCCACCUAACAAUGCAGGAAGCAAUUUGCACCCAAUGAAAUAUAGGAAUAUAUAGAAUAUACGUAAAAGAAGUACAUAACUGUUUUCAUACCUAUAGGACUCGCUACAUCAGAAACAAUUUUUAACCAUGUUUUCGAAUGAUAAUUUUUAUCAUAAAAUUAUAUUCAGAUGUAGGUACAUAUAAUUUUGUUGUGGCUAAAACAGGCAUUCAAUUUCCUAAUACUGUGUUUGCCACAAUUAUUAUAUAUCCUAAAAUAUUAUUUAUUGAAUUUUUGCUGAUUGCUGAAUAUAGUUUUUCAUUUUUCAGAUCAUUGAUGAUUAGUUUUAGGAUAAUUCCAAUCAUUCGAAUAAUAAGUACAUAUUGUUAAAAUUAUUAGUUGAUAAAGGGAUUAUCUACGUUUUUUCAUAUUAGGUAACACUGCCUUUUUAACAUUCAUUAUAGUUAUAAUAUUCUACAUAAUAAAAUAGUAUAAGAAUUUUCAGUUGUAUGCAACAUCCUCUUUUAACUUGAAAGUGCUUUUUAAAACUGGUCACUUUUAACAAUUUGUAUUCUAAAUAACUUACCCAAACUAACACAACAAGUGACCAGUUUUAAAAAGUGCUUUUAAGUUAAAAGAGGAUUUUGCAUACAGCUGUAUAACUUUUAUUGUUUAUUACUCUAGUAAAUAAAUUUGUUAUAAAUA